AAGCAGCUUUCAAAAGCGGAUCCUCCCUGGUCGUCGUUCCUUACCCCCUUGUCCCCUGGCCGAAGUUGAGCGCGCAGUCCCUCUCUGGGUGUACAUUUCUAGAGUGCUGGAUCCUAGAGCUCCCUGGGAUAUCCAGAGAUUGAGCCCAUCAUGGCAGAAGUGAAGGUGGAUGCCCGGGCCAGCAUCGACUGGCAGAAACGAUGCCUGGCUCUGGAAACUCAGCUUUUCCGCUUCCGCCUGCAGGCCAGCAAGAUCAGAGAGCUGCUGGCUGACAAGAUGCAGGAGCUGGAGCAGAGGCUGCUGGAAGCCGAGCAGAGAGCCGAGAAUGCGGAGACCCAGGUGGGAAUGAUGGAAGAAAGGGUGAAACUGUCCAGUCUGAAGAACGUCAGCUCUGCAGGCAGCCUGCAUCAGAAAUACCAAGAACUGCUGAGAGCCACACAAGACAAAGACCAGCUCAUCCACCAGCUGGGGGCACAGCUGGACAAGCAGAAGCAAAUGAGAGCCGAAGAAGCAAAAAUUGUUCAGGAAAAAGCUGCAAAGAUCAAGGAAUGGGUGACGGUAAAAUUAGCAGAGCUUGAGACGGAGAAUCAGCGCCUGAAGAGCUGUAAUCAGCACCUAGCAGAGCAGGUGGGAGCCCUUCAGGAUGCACUGGAAGCUCUUCAGGUGGCACCUUCGGAGAAACUGCUAGUGGCUCAUGAGGGGACCGCAGAGCGGGCUUGUGUCCCUCCAGGGCCAGGAGCUCCACCUAUGGGGAAAGGUGGUGGUGCCAAGACCCAAGAGUUGAAGACAGCUGUGCCCGGAUCGCCCCUGGGUACCCCACAGAGCAAGAACUCCAUGUCUGAAGCCCAAAGCCUUGAGGACUCAAAUUCUAGCUUGGUCCACCCUGGGGAACGAGCAGAGGUUAAAACUGUUCAACCUCAUCGGGGAAGAGAGGGCUCUCCUAACCAGCUGCGCAUGAAGCCUCGCACCCCCAGAUGUGGGUCAGCCUCUUACAAGGAGGGCCUGGCCAUGGCUCAGGGAGGGACACUCCCUGGGACCAAGACCUCUGCCAGGGAAGGUGGCCCUGGUAGUAGCCUGACCCUACCAAAGGUCCGGGCUCCCAGUGUCCUCCGAGACAGCUUCCAGGUGGCCAAAAGGCACCACAGCCAGCCCCAGGUGGGCCCUGGACACUUAGAUCAUGUGGUGAGCAUUGAGAUAGGGGCCCUGUCGGCCCUCCACCCCUCCCGCCUCUCCAAGCUAGAGGCCAGAGCUAAAGUUCGGGAAGAACCAGAGAAGAUGGAGAUGGAGCCACCUCCAGGAGGGAGACAGGAAGAAGAAGAAAGCCUGAAGGCUCCCAGAGCUGAGCCGGAGGACGUUGAGCUGGAGAACAAGCCACCCACACCCCCCCUGCACCGGUUCCCAUCAUGGGAGAGUCGGAUCUACGCAAUGGCCACAUCGGGCAUGCAGCUGUCAGACAUGUCUCCCCGAAGUAAUGCUGCCUGUUGCGCUUCAAGCCCUGCUUCCCUCACAUCCCCUGGGCCUUUCUCCGGCCUGGUCUACAAGAAUAUCACCGUGCCUGUCUACGCAGCCCUGAAGGGGAGAGCCACGCAGAUCAGCAGCGUGCCCUUCGUGGAUGAGGCCUCCAGCUCCGACGAUGACUGCGGCUCUCAGGCCAGUUUCCGGCUGUCAGUCCCCUGCUCGGAGUGCAGGAGGACCAGUGGACUAGGCAGCCCCCGGGCCAUCAAGAGAGGGGUGUCCAUGUCCUCACUGAGCUCUGAGGGUGACUACGCCAUUCCCCCUGAUGCCUGCUCACUGGACAGUGACUACUCCGAGCCCGAACACAAACUGCAGCGCACCUCAACUUACUCCACGGACGGCCUGGGCCUCAGCGGGGAGUCACUGGAGAAGUCGGGCUACCUGCUGAAAAUGGGGAGCCGGGUGAAGACGUGGAAGAGGCGCUGGUUUGUCCUGAGACAGGGACAGAUUCUGUACUACAAGAACCCAAGUGAUGUCAUCCGGAAGCCUCAAGGCCAAGUGGAUCUGAACUCUCAUUGCCAAAUUGUUCGCGGGGAGGGUGCGCAAACAUUCCAGCUCAUCUCUGAGAAGAAAACCUACUACCUGACGGCGGACUCACCCAGCCUGCUAGAAGAGUGGAUCCGGGUCCUGCAGAGCUUGCUAAAAGUCCAGGCCACUGGGCCUCCAGCUUUGCAUCAUGGGGGUGCCAAGCCCACUGUGAAGGGCUGGCUGACCAAGGUCAAACAUGGCCACUCCAAGCUGGUCUGGUGUGCUCUUGUUGGCAAAACCUUCUACUACUACCGGAGUCACGAGGACAAGAGACCCUUGGGCCACCUGCCUGUGCGGGAUGCUCGCAUCGAGGAAGUUGACCGGUCCUGUGACUCGGAUGAGGACUAUGAGGCUGGAGGAGCGGGACGGCUGCGCUCCUCCCACUGCACCCUGGUGAUCCAGCCCCCAGAGCACAGCCCCUCCUACCUCCUCAUAGGCACCAAGCACGAAAAGGAUACAUGGCUUUACCACCUCACAGUGGCCGCAGGGGGCAGCAGUGCCAAGGUGGGCACUGUCUAUGAGCAGCUCAUCGGGAAACUGAUGGACGGUGAGGGAGACCCAGACUCCCCGCUGUGGAAGCACCCCAUGCUGUGCUACAGCAGAGACGGGCUGUGCGCCUCCCUGACCACCCUGCCCUCUGAAGCCCUGCAGACCGAGGCCCUCAAGCUCUUCAAGUCUUGCCAGCUCUUCAUCAAUGUGCCCGUGGAAGCCGCCUCGGUGGACUACCACGUGUCCCUGGCCCAGACGGCGCUGCAGGUCUGCCUCGUCCACCCCGAGCUCCAGAGCGAGAUCUACUGCCAGCUCAUGAAGCAGACCAGCUGCCGCCCACCUCAGAAGUACUCUCUCAUGCAGUGCUGGCAGCUCCUGGCUCUGUGUGCCCCGCUCUUCCUGCCCCAGCAUCACUUCCUGUGGUACGUCAGGCAGCAGCUGCAGCGCCACGCAGAUCCCAGAAAUGAAACUGGCCAGUACGCCACCUACUGCCAGCGGGCAGUGGAGAGGACCCUGCAAACAGGGGAACGGGAGGCCCGGCCGUCUCGUAUGGAAGUGGUGUCGAUCUUGCUGCGGAACCCCUUCCAUCACUCCUUGCCCUUCAGCAUCCCCGUGCACUUUGCCAAUGGGACUUACCAGGUCGUUGGUUUUGAUGGCUCCUCCACAGUUGAUGAAUUCCUCCAGCGGCUAAACCAGGAGACAGGCAUGAGAAAGUCAUCCCACUCUGGCUUUGCCCUCUUCACGGAUGAUCCUUCCGGCAGGGACCUGGAGCACUGCCUGCAAGGAAGUGUCAAGAUCUGUGAUGCCAUCUCCAAAUGGGAACAAGCCCUUAAAGAGCUGCACCCUGGAAAAUCUGAGGGUGGGACGCGCGUCGUGAAGCUGAUGUACAAGAACAGGCUGUAUUUUCGGAGUCAAGUCAAAGGGGAGACAGAGCGAGAGCGGCUGCUACUGGCCUCCCAAAUAAGUGGAGAAAUAGUGGCUGGGAGAUUUCCAGUCACCAAGGAACUGGCUCUUGAAAUGGCUGCUCUGAUGGCCCAGGUGGAAUACGGGGACUUGGAGAAGCCUAUCCUGCCAGGUCCUGGGGGCACACCCUCUGCCAAAACUCAGCAUCUCCUCCAGCAGGUCCUGGACAGGUUCUACCCAAGGCGUUACAGACACGGAGCACCUCCUGAACAGCUGAGGCAUUUGGCAGAUACACUGGCCACCAAGUGGGCAGCUCUGCAGGGCUGCUCCCCUUCUGAGUGCAUCCGCAUCUACCUGACUGUUGGUCGGAAAUGGCCUUUCUUUGGUGCUAAGCUAUUUGCUGCUCAGCCUGCCCAGCUGUCUGCCAAGGAGAACGCUCUGGUGUGGAUCGCUGUGAAUGAGGAUGGCGUCAGCAUCCUGGAUCAUCACACUAUGCAAGUGCACAUCACAUACCCCUACUCUUCAGUGACCACCUUUGGGGGCUGCAGAGAUGACUUCAUGCUCGUGAUCAGAUCCGCUCCAGACCAGAGCUCUGGAAAAGGCCACAUAGACAAGUUGAUCUUCCGAAUGGCUGCUCCCAAGAUUGCAGAAGCUACCUUCACCAUGGCCAGCUACAUGAACCACUGCGCUGCACCCACGAACCUACCCGCCAAACUGCCUACAGCCCGCCAGCCCUGGGAACUGGAUGGACGACAGUUCUUUGCUUCUGUUUCCUGCACCAAGGGGCCGGCAUUGUAGUGACUGUUUCUCUUUACUUCCCCUCCACCACUGGUACCUCUGGGAUACUGGAUUGAAAUCCCAGGGUAUACUGCUACUGUGAUGGGCCUAACAGCCCCUCCCUCCCAAUGGUUCUGUGAAACAUGUCUUAGGGUCUGAAGCCUUUACUUUCUAGUGCCUUAUAUUUCAGGGCCCAAUAUCUAAAACCCCAGACCCAAUGUCAGAAACACUGUUUUGUUUUGAAACAAGAGUACUGACUGUGGCUGCUGCCUGAUUCUAGACUGGGUCAGAAGGGCAGCGGUACUGUAUUUGGGCUUCCGCACUGAGCUCAUCUUUAUAUUGUUUGUGGUCUGUCUGUGGAGAUUUAUACUUGAAGUUUUCUGAAGAUCCCUGACAGGAUAGGACUAAAAUUUUCAGAUCACCUAAACUCUGACAAAUGCCUACAAAAUUUCUAAAACUGGAUUUUCUUUCCCAAAGGGAAAAAGGUAUUGGCAGGGUGGGUUUAAAAAAAAACAAAACACCUACUACCUUUUGCCCCUUUUCUGAUGGUUGAGGCAUUUGCAGCUCCCCUGAUCUUUGCGAGCAGCACACUACCCCUGCUAAGAUUGAAGCUUUUUCUCUUACACUGGACUAUACAGUCCUACCAGAGACGGGGAUAGGUCCGAUCUGACCCCUCCCUGUUUUGUUUUAAUGCCGGGACAAGGCUCAGUGAAGACUCCUCACUAGUGAAGGACGAGGUGCUCGUGGCCUCCUGAGACCGAGCAAGUGCUCUUCACUUUGCUGCGCUGCUCUGAGGCCACCGACGAUGCGUCGGGAACACAAGACCCCUCCACCUGCUCGAGGGCUUGAGUGUGCUCUUCAAGGCUUCUGGUAAAGUUUCCGCUAGGAGUCAGAGGCACAGGGCACGUAUGUGAUACGUGCUGCAGCCUAUGAGCAUCAGGUGAAAUGCAGAAAAGUUUCUUACCUUUUUUGUUUUCUUUUUUGCCUUCCUGAGAACAUUUUACAUCCCUCUUGACUCAGACUCUCUAAUUGAGUCUAAUGGAUGGUCUUUGUCUCCACUACCUCUUCCCCCACCAAUAAAUAACACUCUAGUUUUCCAGCAUCUGAAAAACGUAAUUUUAUUCAGAGCUCUAGAUCAGUUUUUGUCAGUAACUGGGACAGCAGGAGUAACCAAGCCUUUAUCCCCAACAAUGUGCAUUGUCAAACACUGCAAAAAGCUGCUGUGAGUCCCCUCUUACCCUCUGAACUGAUGGCUUCACUUUACAAAGGAGGCAGUUUUACAGGCCGCCUUGUCCCUAUCCCAAACCCUACCCUAGGAUUUGGGGUUCCAGUGGAGACAUGUCUACCUCAAAUUAUAGAUCACACGAAGUAAAAGCUCCUGGACAACCCCUGCAAGGCUGGGGUAAAAGGCAGAGAUUACAGCUCUGGUCUUGUAUUUCAAGAGUUUAGGGCCAUAAAGAUGUCUAUUUUGGGAGGAUUAUUUUGUUUUAUUCUUAAGUAGGGUUCCAAGACUAGAGCAGUGUUUUUAUACUUCAUUUGGAGAUCAAAAUUCUCCCUUUUUCUGUCCCAGUCCUUAGGAUUCUUCUCUUAAUUUUAUGUGGAACAAACUGCCUUAGGAACAAAGGCUUCUAGAGCUGGCUUAUUUAUCCUUCCUUAUGACAGUCCCAUGUACAGGAACCAAAGUGAAAUCUUGUUUUUUGUCUCUACCCUCUUGGCAAAAGCAGCUUUUGAAACAAUAGAAAAUGCUGAAUAACAGAAAGGUAAUAAUAUGCUUGAUACCCAUGACUGAAAAGUCAUUAUCAUGUUGUCAAUAAAAAGCUGUCUGUGAACCAGGUGA
Messenger RNA from Jaculus jaculus (lesser Egyptian jerboa), 6049 nucleotides. RefSeq names its product pleckstrin homology, MyTH4 and FERM domain containing H1 (gene Plekhh1). The record is from RefSeq and is a predicted model, not a curated record. The coding region runs from base 151 to 4233 and encodes 1360 amino acids. Gene Ontology annotation, cellular component: cytoskeleton. Lineage: Eukaryota; Metazoa; Chordata; Mammalia; Rodentia; Dipodidae. The transcript has 29 exons.